CCUAGCUUUCGGAGUGAGACGUAGAGCCGAACGACGGAGGCCGCGAGCGAGAUGCCGGUGGCCGUCGGUCCUUACGGACAGUCCCAGCCAAGCUGCUUCGACCGCGUGAAGAUGGGCUUUGUGAUGGGUUGCGCCGUGGGUAUGGCGGCCGGGGCGCUCUUCGGCACCUUUUCCUGUCUCAGGAUCGGAAUGCGGGGUCGGGAGCUGAUGGGCGGCAUUGGAAAAACGAUGAUGCAGAGUGGCGGCACCUUUGGCACGUUCAUGGCCAUUGGAAUGGGCAUCCGAUGCUAAUAACCAGGGCAAUGAGUGCCUACUACAUACACACCUUCCCAUCAGUUCCAGCCCAUGUACUAUAAUAAAACAGUCUUCGAGUA
This is a messenger RNA of Tupaia belangeri chinensis (Chinese tree shrew), 374 nucleotides long. RefSeq names its product reactive oxygen species modulator 1 (gene ROMO1). Gene Ontology annotation, cellular component: TIM23 mitochondrial import inner membrane translocase complex. The record is from RefSeq and is a predicted model, not a curated record. Gene Ontology annotation, biological process: protein import into mitochondrial matrix; protein insertion into mitochondrial inner membrane. The coding region runs from base 52 to 291 and encodes 79 amino acids. Lineage: Eukaryota; Metazoa; Chordata; Mammalia; Scandentia; Tupaiidae. The transcript is spliced from 4 exons.